Messenger RNA from Dreissena polymorpha, 1866 nucleotides. RefSeq names its product E3 ubiquitin-protein ligase MARCHF8-like. Gene Ontology annotation, biological process: protein ubiquitination; double-strand break repair via homologous recombination. NCBI's taxonomy places the organism in Eukaryota, Metazoa, Mollusca, Bivalvia, Myida, Dreissenidae. Gene Ontology annotation, molecular function: zinc ion binding; ubiquitin-protein transferase activity; 3'-5' DNA helicase activity. The record is from RefSeq and is a predicted model, not a curated record. The coding region runs from base 265 to 1380 and encodes 371 amino acids. The transcript is spliced from 5 exons. Gene Ontology annotation, cellular component: chromosome; cytoplasm; nucleus.
AUUGGGCUUGGCAGUCAGAUGUCAGUCCUUGAGAGAACCAAGCUCAUAUGCCGUCAAUUACUUUAAAAAGAUUGCAAAUAACCAAAGAAUAUUCAGUGACCUAGUUUCAGACCGCUGCAUAUCACAUUAUUUUUGAACUAUCAGGAAUACUGUACCGCUAGAUGUUUUUUCUCAUGUUGGCCUUUCAUGUGUUUUUUCUCAUGUUGGCCUUUCAUGUGUUUAUUUAACAGUGCCAGUCAUUAAUAAACGUUACAAGAAUAGAAGAUGGUGAAGAGUAAAGAGGGAGAAGUAGAAAGUCUCCAUGGUGACGGCAAUUGCAAGAGACACCAGUGUCUAGACAGAUCUUCCUUGAAUCCCGACAAUGUAGCCCAAACAAGCAGCACUAUGGAAAUUGAAAGAACAAACAUGGAUAUUGAAAGAACAAACAUGAAUAUUGAAAGAAAUAGUUCCUUCUCAGACUGUGAUGGAGAAGUGGAAAACCCGUUGAUCCCAAAUAAUAGCCCAUUUAGACUUCUGUCUCAAGGCCAAGUUAUCGUGCCACAUUUUUCUAAAAACGAUUCUCAAGGUGGCAACAUUGGACGACUGGGUCAAUCUCUAGGUAGUAUGAACAGUGCACGAUGUGGAAACCAGCACAGUGACCUGGUUUGGAUAGGUAGUUCUCAGAACACGAUGCAUCUUGCUAACCGUGUGCCUGUUCACGGACCUUUCAGAGGCAACAUUGUGAGCUCAAACAGUAACAUGUCCCGUCAGCUGUCAAGCUGUGGCUAUAGCUCUAUGACAAUGUCGGAGACUGGGACAGAUAUGUGUGCCAUCUGCAGGAUCUGCCAGAUGCCUGACUCAGAUAGGGACCCCCUGAUCUCUCCGUGCCGGUGCGCUGGUUCCCUGAAAUACGUCCACACCAUGUGUCUCAAGAAAUGGGUGCGGACCCUGCAGCAUAGAUUGCGCAAGCAGACGCCAUGCUGUGAGCUGUGCCACUACCAGUUCAUGAGACACAAGCAUUUCAAGUUCAGCCAAUGGCGAUGGCCAAGGGUGCGCACUCAUGACAAAUUCCUGCACCUGGUUUUCCUGCUCAGUCUGCUUGUUAUGAUUGGUUGUGCCAUUGCAACGAUCAUGUGCUUCAUCUCUGACCGCGACAACACUGCAAAGUUCAUGAAAAACAAGAUGAAGUUGACAUCCGACGAAGUCAUCACCUUGGCAUGUGGGGUCACCUUCUUUGUUGCUUUCUUCAUAGCGAUGACGGUGGAGAUUAAGGCUCGGCACACUAUCUACAAGCUGUUCACAAAGUUUUUGAUCCAGAACACUGAGUGGACGGUGGAACAGUACGACCCGGAUAAAGAUCCUUUGUUCAAAAAACAUAAAUUGACUGUCAGUCAGAUUUGAUGAUGGUUGAAGUAGUUUACUUAUGAUGCAAUUAUAUUGCCUAUCUGUAUCUGUUAGUAAUUUAGUGUUUACAGUGCUAAAUGAUAUUUUGUUAUUUCAUACGUGUUUGUGGAAUUAUAUUUAUCUAUUGUGUAGUUGAAAGCUUAAGUAGAAAAUUAUAUUAAAGUAAUAUAUAUACUCAAAAUCAACAGUUAUUUCACUAAAUAUUUCAUAAAGUAAAUGUAACCCAUAAAAAAAUCAGUGCAUCUUACAGCAAUAACCAGAAUUUCAAUGCUAGAUGUGGUAUGGUAACAUAGAUAUAACGAGAUACAAAAUGCUUGUUUUUUUAUGGCACAAUAUAUUCCAUUUUAAUUUCCUGCAACCGUAUCUGUUCAUGCAACACACGAACACUAACUUGGUGCAUAAAUAAGUGUUUAAUACAUUGUUCCACAAAAAACAAAAAAGAGCAUUUUGUAUCUGGUUAAAUCUAUCUUACCAGACCACAUC